This is a messenger RNA of Raphanus sativus (radish), 1599 nucleotides long. RefSeq names its product putative 1-phosphatidylinositol-3-phosphate 5-kinase FAB1C. NCBI's taxonomy places the organism in Eukaryota, Viridiplantae, Streptophyta, Magnoliopsida, Brassicales, Brassicaceae. Gene Ontology annotation, biological process: phosphatidylinositol phosphate biosynthetic process. The record is from RefSeq and is a predicted model, not a curated record. The transcript has 6 exons. Gene Ontology annotation, cellular component: endosome membrane. The coding region runs from base 1 to 1599 and encodes 532 amino acids. Gene Ontology annotation, molecular function: 1-phosphatidylinositol-3-phosphate 5-kinase activity.
AUGAAGAUAACCAGCUGCUUAACGUCACAGAUCCUAACAAAACGCAUGGAAGAGAGAAGCAGCUUACUUGAACCUGAACAACCUGGAGCCUUUGAUCUGCAGAGUCGCAUCACGGGGUUAAAAGACCAACUCGCGAAGGAAAAAGAUGAAUAUGAUGAUGCCCUGAAACCUAUCUUUGAGGAGAGUCUUCAACAUGAAGGGAGUUUGGAUAUUCUAGAACUGAAUAGAUUGAGAAGAGCCCUCAUGAUUGGUUCUCAUGCUUGGGAUCAUCAGCUUUACUUGUUAAACUCUCAACUCAAAAAAGCUAGUGAUGGCAAUGCUUCUAGGAGUCUAGAGAUGCAAGAUGAGCCUCCAAAGACUGACCAGAGACUGCAGCAAGAAGGUGCAGAUGAAGAAGGGGAAGGUAAAGCUAACUCUGAUGGAGGAGAAGCCAAUGGCUCUUCCCUGUCUGAGAGGAUAGACUCAGAGUGGUUAGGCCCGUUCCACACUCUUGAAAAAGCGAGACAGAAGGCGGCUUUGUUCUCCACUCCGGAUCAGAGUCCAGGCCAUGGUGAGAGACCCUGUCUCCAACGUGAUGAGGACUUACAGAAGUUGCCACUAGAAGUGCAGAAGCUGGACCUCAUCGUUGGCUCAGCGCCUACGUACAUCUCUUCAGCGUCUCAGAUGGCUGAUGGCGCUCGGAUGUUGAUUCCUCAACGUGGCCUCAACGACAUUGUGAUCCCUGUAUACGAUGAUGAUCCAGCAAGUGUUGUGUCAUAUGCUCUCAACUCGAAGGAGUAUAAAGAGUGGGUUGCUAACAAAGGCAGCAACUUGAAUAACAACAGCAGAGAAUCUGAACCUUCAACGUUCUCCACGUGGCGUUCCCUAGGGGCGAUGGACGUUGAUUACAUUCACCACGGAGGGAAAAGCAAUGUUUACUUCGCCAAGUCGUUAGACGAGAGGUUCAUCAUAAAGCAAGUAGUCAAAACCGAGCUGGAUUCUUUUGAGGACUUUGCACCUGAGUACUUUAAGUACAUGAAGGAGUCACUCACUUCAGGAAGCCCCACGUGUCUAGCUAAGAUUCUCGGUAUCUACCAGGUUUCUAUUAAGCACUCAAAAGGUGGAAAAGAGACGAAAAUGUAUCUAAUGGUGAUGGAGAAUCUAUUCUACAACAGGAGAAUAUCAAGAAUCUAUGAUCUCAAAGGAUCUACACGGUCACGGUACAAUCCAAACACAUCCGGAACAGACAAAGUUUUGCUCGACAUGAAUCUGCUCGAGACAUUACGGACAGAGCCAAUAUUCUUGGGAAGCAAGGCGAAGAGAAGCUUGGAGAGAGCUAUAUGGAAUGAUACAAACUUCUUAGCUACUGUGGAUGUAAUGGACUAUUCAUUGUUGGUUGGGUUCGACGAAGACCGUAAGGAGUUGGUUCUUGGAAUCAUAGACUUCAUGAGACAAUAUACAUGGGACAAGCACCUUGAGACAUGGGUCAAAGCUUCAGGGAUUUUGGGUGGACCCAAGAACGCUUCUCCGACCAUAGUCUCACCAAAACAGUACAAGAGGAGGUUUCGUAAGGCCAUGACCACUUAUUUUCUAACUGUUCCUGAGCCAUGGACCUCUUGA